AGAGCCCCUGAAACAGGAACUUCAAUACUAGAAGAUGGCGGAGUAGCAACGCGGUGCUGUUCGUGUUCAGGCUGCCGGCUGACUUCGAGACCAGACUCCGCAGCUCCGGUGACCUCCGAGAAAAGAGUGCGUUUGUGCAGUUGCCCAAGAUGCCGAACAUCAAAAUCUUCAGCGGGAGCUCCCACCAGGACUUAUCCCAGAAAGUUGCCGACCGCCUGGGCCUGGAGCUAGGCAAGGUGGUGACUAAGAAGUUCAGCAACCAGGAGACCUGCGUGGAAAUUGGAGAGAGUGUACGUGGAGAAGAUGUCUACAUUGUUCAGAGUGGGUGUGGUGAGAUAAAUGACAAUCUAAUGGAGCUUUUGAUCAUGAUUAAUGCUUGCAAGAUUGCUUCAGCCAGCCGGGUGACUGCAGUCAUCCCAUGCUUCCCUUAUGCCCGCCAGGAUAAGAAGGAUAAGAGCCGGGCUCCCAUCUCAGCUAAACUUGUUGCAAAUAUGCUCUCUGUGGCAGGAGCAGAUCAUAUUAUCACCAUGGAUCUACAUGCAUCUCAAAUCCAGGGCUUCUUUGAUAUCCCAGUGGACAAUUUAUAUGCAGAGCCCGCUGUCUUAAAGUGGAUAAAGGAGAAUAUAUCUGAAUGGAGAAAUUGUACCAUUGUCUCACCUGACGCUGGUGGAGCCAAGAGAGUCACCUCCAUUGCAGACCGAUUGAAUGUGGAUUUUGCCUUGAUUCACAAGGAACGGAAGAAGGCCAAUGAAGUGGACCGCAUGGUGCUAGUCGGAGAUGUGAAGGGCCGGGUGGCCAUCCUGGUGGAUGACAUGGCUGAUACUUGUGGUACCAUCUGCCAUGCUGCUGACAAGCUUCUCUCCGCUGGAGCUACCAGAGUUUAUGCCAUCUUGACGCAUGGAAUCUUUUCUGGCCCAGCCAUUUCCCGUAUCAACAACGCAUGUUUUGAAGCAGUAGUAGUCACCAACACCAUACCCCAGGAGGAUAAGAUGAAACACUGCUCCAAAAUACAGGUGAUUGAUAUCUCCAUGAUCCUUGCAGAAGCUAUCAGGAGAACCCACAAUGGAGAGUCUGUCUCCUACCUGUUCAGCCAUGUUCCUUUGUAAUAGAAUAAAUUCUGAAGCAUUUUGAAAAUAAAA
Messenger RNA from Peromyscus leucopus (white-footed mouse), 1139 nucleotides. RefSeq names its product ribose-phosphate pyrophosphokinase 1-like. The transcript has a single exon. Gene Ontology annotation, molecular function: magnesium ion binding; ribose phosphate diphosphokinase activity; ATP binding. NCBI's taxonomy places the organism in Eukaryota, Metazoa, Chordata, Mammalia, Rodentia, Cricetidae. Gene Ontology annotation, cellular component: ribose phosphate diphosphokinase complex; cytoplasm. Gene Ontology annotation, biological process: ribonucleoside monophosphate biosynthetic process; purine nucleotide biosynthetic process; 5-phosphoribose 1-diphosphate biosynthetic process. Bases 150 to 1106 code for a protein of 318 amino acids. The record is from RefSeq and is a predicted model, not a curated record.